AUGAAGAAGAAAGAUGGCAAGAGUGCCUCCUCUGGACCUCACUGUCCUUCGCUGUUGAAGAGCCAGGACGUUGUUAACCUCGUCGUCCAAGCUCACGGCAAGAAGGAUUUAGCCAGAGCUUGUACUGAUGAUGAAACCCCUGAAACCGUUCCGGAGGGUUGGUUCUGUAUUCACGAGAAAUACAUCUCCAAGUGUCAUCUUAGGUUCCCUCUUCCAACCCUCUUGCUAGAUCUCCUAGAUCACUAUCAACUAGCCCUUUCCCAACUUUGCCCCUCGGUUAUCCGAGUGGUAAACGGAUUCAACACCAGGGCUAAGGAAGGAGUUAUCGUAGGGUUGACCGAGCUGAUGAGUCUUUUCUUGAUAAAGGAGAGCUCCACCAAGGAGGGUGGAAGCGGGAACUAUGAUCUCCCCUGUCGUCCAGGGCUAGAGAUUAAGGACCCUGUAAAGUUAUCCGGUAAACUCACCAGAGCUCUCUGUAGGAAGCUGCAACACAGCCCUAAUACCUGGGGAGCUUACACUACCACGAGAAUUGGAUCAGCUAGGUUCCCUGAUCGAUACAAGGCUUCCUUUCCUGAUUCAGUCACGGUUGAUGGUUUAGAAGUUUCCGAAGGUGAAUCGGUAGUGUCAGUUUCGUCGGAAGCUAGUACCUCAGAGAAGACUCAGUCACACAAGAUGCCUAUCCAGCCCUCGUUCCGUUCCAGGGGCUCUGCUCCUGUUAAAGAUGCCAGUUGCUCCGAGCCUAGAGUUCAGGAAGUUGUUCCUCACUCCGAGGUCCCGGAGACGAAAGCUGAUCCACAAGUGAUGAAGGAUACUCAUGAUUUUGAGCCUCCAAGGAGCAAGAGAGGAGGAACCGUUGGCUGGAACUUCACUCACUCGAAACCUGGAUCGGUCUUGGAUGACUCGUGGGGUUUGGCUACGCUGAUGAGGCACAUGAAGAGAACCGGGUGCGCCCUCCCCUCGAUCGCCAAUCUCAUGAACAAAGAGGAGUACGUAGAGAUUGCCCAUUGCAUGGGUCAGCUGGCUGGAGCUGUUAACAGAGCUCAAUUGAAAUUCGAGGAUGCUAUGCAUAAUGCCACCAAUGCUGGAGAGUUAGCUCAGGUUACUGAGAUAGUCAAAGAUACCAAGACGGAGCUUGACCAGGCUCGGGUUCAGGUCUCUGAACUUCAAGCUGAGGUCAAGAGACUUGGCUCCAAGGCCGACCUUCAGCAAGGGAAGAUUGAGAGUCAAGCGAUGGAUAUCCAGGUGAAGGGUAGGAAGAUCACUGAGUUGGAGUCUGCUCGGAAGAUAGCUGAGUAUCAGGUCAAGGAGCUGAUUACUUCGUCUCAAGACAAAGAGAGGAACAAGGAAGCUGAGGAGAAGUUCUCCAAGAAGAAGGAUGAAGUCGAUCUUCUGAUUUACGCUCAAGAGCUUCAGGCUAAUACCGAGCUCCUGAAGGAUAUGCUAAACAAUGAUAUCAAGAGUGCUGAAGAUGAGUACAAUCGCUUGAUGGCUAUGAUGCCGGAGGCGGCUGCUGCGUACAAAAAGGCGCAAGUCUCAGACUUCUCGAUCACCCCAGUUGAAGCCACCCCAGGAGAUUACGACAAGGAAAUGGAGGAAGAAGUUCCUGACAAGGAAGAUGAACCAGUCGAUAAGGGAGCUGAGAAGAGGUCAGGUGAUAAGGAAGUUUAA
Molecule: messenger RNA, 1668 nt
Organism: Raphanus sativus (radish)
Lineage: Eukaryota; Viridiplantae; Streptophyta; Magnoliopsida; Brassicales; Brassicaceae
Exons: 8
Coding region: 1-1668 (555 amino acids)
Source: RefSeq, a predicted model, not a curated record